AUGGGAUCCAACAUGGAGCUGGUAUGGCUAGAGUCAGAGGCAUAUUCGUCACGGGUGAACAACUGCUCACAUGCAAAUUCAUCCAUAGCUACAAUUCGAGCAAAGUUGAGUGCCGAACAAUUAGAACAAUUCAAGACAUCAUGCUUUGGCCAUCUUCUGAAUAUAGAUAAGAUUCAGUUUAGCGGGCAGAUUGUGCAUGAGUUCACUCGUCAGGAUUUCUGCUUGAUCACAGGGCUUCUUUUUGGAGAAGUGCCUGAAGUUUCCAGUGGAGAAAGUGAUGAAAUUAGACUUCAGAAAAGAUAUUUUAUAGACGAAGGAAUUACAUGUAAUGCUUUAGAAGAAGCAUUUUUGAGGUGCAUAGAGGAAGAUGACAUCUACAAGCUAGCUCUUGUUUACUUUGCUGAGUUAGUGGUUUUGGGAAGGGACAAGCAUUUGAACAUCAAUCUAAAUUACCUGACCCUUGUAGAGGACUUGGAUGCGUUCAACAGGUAUCCGUGGGGUUUGGUGUCCUUUGACAAAACCCAAGACAAUCUAUUUUAUGCACCAGCAAAGUAUGUGAAAAGCUUUGAAAAUGAAGAAGGAAGAGGGAAGGGGAAAAGUAAGGUAACGGGAACAAGCCGGAAAAAUGAGAAGGGUAAGAAGGAUAAGCAUGGUGAAGUGCAAAGGGGUGGCUGGUGUUUUAAAGGUUUCAGAUUUGGGUAUAUGAAUUAA
This is a messenger RNA of Prunus persica (peach), 711 nucleotides long. RefSeq lists its product as uncharacterized. The transcript has 3 exons. The coding region runs from base 1 to 711 and encodes 236 amino acids. Lineage: Eukaryota; Viridiplantae; Streptophyta; Magnoliopsida; Rosales; Rosaceae. The record is from RefSeq and is a predicted model, not a curated record.